Molecule: messenger RNA, 4040 nt
Organism: Athene cunicularia (burrowing owl)
Lineage: Eukaryota; Metazoa; Chordata; Aves; Strigiformes; Strigidae
Gene: ING5
Product: inhibitor of growth family member 5
Exons: 7
Coding region: 244-801 (185 amino acids)
Biological process (GO): positive regulation of apoptotic signaling pathway; positive regulation of DNA-templated transcription
Cellular component (GO): nucleus
Molecular function (GO): chromatin binding
Source: RefSeq, a predicted model, not a curated record
UGAGGCCAUGGCCGCCUGCGCUUGUCCCGCCGCUCGGUUCCCCGCGCGUUGUGCGCAUCGUGCGCAUCUCUCCGCCCGGGUACGUUUAGCGUGGUCGGGGGUAACGCGGCUGCUGGCCCCGUGAGGCGGUGCGGUGUUCCUUGUCAAAGGAGGGGGGGCUGCUGCGAGGACAGUCCUGUGUAAACAGAUAAGAAAGCAGAAAUUGACAGUCUUGCAGCGGAAUACAUUGAAUCAGUCAAGAACAUGUUACCUGAGGAGCGAGUGGAACACCUGAAGAAAAUCCAGAGUGCCUACAGCAAAUGUAAAGAGUACAGUGAUGAUAAAGUGCAGCUAGCCAUGCAGACCUACGAGAUGGUGGAUAAGCAUAUCCGCCGGCUGGAUGCAGACUUGGCACGAUUUGAAGCAGAUCUGAAAGAUAAACUGGAAGGCAGUGACUUUGAAAACCCUGGAUCUCGAAGCCUGAAAAAGGGACGAAGUCAGAAAGACAAAAGAGGCUCUCGUGGCCGAGGCAGGCGAACAUCUGAAGAAGAUACACCAAAGAAAAAGAAAUUCAAAGGAGGAUCUGAGUUUGCUGAUACCAUCCUGUCAGUGCAUCCAUCGGAUGUCCUGGACAUGCCAGUGGACCCCAAUGAACCUACCUACUGCUUGUGUCACCAGGUGUCCUAUGGAGAAAUGAUUGGCUGUGACAACCCAGAUUGCCCAAUUGAAUGGUUCCACUUUGCUUGUGUGGACCUCACCACCAAACCAAAAGGGAAAUGGUUUUGUCCUCGUUGUGUUCAGGAAAGAAAGAAAAAGAAGUAAGGAGUAGAGGGGAAUACAUCCUCUGAGGCAAGAAGAAUUUAAUAUAUUCCUUCCUUCAUGUUGCAAUAUUAUCUUUGAUUUUUUUUUUUUUUUUAAACUACCCUCCUUCUUUUUCUGGUAUGAUAUUUAAUUGUCCAGUGGCCAGUUGUAAUUCCUGUUCUUUCAUAAGAAAAUGGCUGUAGGAGGGAGGGAAAUUGCCAUGGGGAUUUUAUUUAUGUUACACUUGCACAGCACUGAAAUUGGAGUUACUAUGAAGUGCUAGGGCAGCCAGUAGCUGUAGUCUGCUAGUUUGUAGGAAUCUGUGAAACCAUGUAAGGCAUUGCAGGAGAGUGAAAUACCUGUAUCUUCAGCAUGAUGCAUCGCCAUCAUGGAAACAGUUUAGGCCUAGAGCUUGGUGUGAGGGAGAAUAAGAAACGUGCUCCAGUGUAGCCUGCAUGAAAGAAGUAGGCUCCGUUGUUUAGGCGUGAAGUCCAUUUGUUGUGCAGUUUUGUAGUACAGAAAGGAACAGGGAAACUGGUUAACUGUUUUCAGGGUCGGCUUCCUCAAAGCCAAGUACUGUGCUUAGUUUUGGCAGGCAGGGUGGGAGAGAGGUAAGGUCAAACCUUCUCUUUUGGGGAGUUUCUUCUGUCUACCUUUGCACUGCCUUUAUGUUACUUGAUCUUGCCCCCAUUCACAUGAACCUUAACAGAAGCAAAUCAUUUGGAUUUUCAUCUGCUAGGAAAGGUUUGUCUUUUGGGGGUAAAACCUUUAAAUAGCAAAGGAAUUGUCCAGCAGUGCUUCUUAGUGACAGUAAUAUUGAGAGAGGGCGUUACCUUUCCUGGCUAUUCCCAUUUCUCUCAAGAUCCUUUAAGUACAUUACUGUGAAGAUGAAACCUACAGUAUUCUUACAGAGAUAGAAGGUCUGAUUUAUUCAUAAAAUUAGAUGAAGGCCUCAUUUUUGUUACUUGUGUUUGCCUGUGUUGCACCUGGGUAAAUCAGGAAAACAAGCUUUAGGGGAACGUUCCCUGAGGAUGGUGUGUACAUUCCCAUGUUGGUGUGGGAAAGUAUAAAGGAGGCCACUGGGUAGUUUGGUGGGGAUUUGAAUAGCAUUUGCUGUGAAGCACUGCUAUUGAGGGAAGGCCAUGCAACAGGAAUGUUUUAAAAUUACUUCAUGUCUUUUUUUAAGGGGGGGGGGGAACGAACACAUUUGCAUGUUCUUGACUUCUUUAAGAUGCCUUUUGGAUUAUGAAUGUGAAUCCUUGUCGUCACAGUGUCAGUUGCAGCAGGGGAAGAACCAGGAGUAGGAAAACAAAAGUCUUUUUUUCCUUCCUCUAAGUUAGAGUGGAUGCAGAAGUUGAGGGAAGAGCAGGGAUAACUCUUGUCUUCACAUACAUCUCCUGUAUUAUGGGGCUUACCUGCCUACAAUAAAAGGUGUUGUGGGGAAAGGUGGUUCUGCUGGUGGAGGGGGAAAAAAAAAAAGCCGUCCCAAACGAAAACCCCCUGCAGCAGUAGGCACCAGGGUUCAUGAACUUUGCUGUCUGUGAUCCCUGAUGGGUGUAGAUGGCAGCUCUUUGCAGGGCUGUGUACUACUUUGCAUACCAUUGUGCCGAGCUCUUGGUAUAGACUGCUUGAAAGGCAUUAAGAAACUUCCAGAUAAGCUUUUAUUCGGCUGUAAAAGCAAUCUGAAUGAACAGUACAGAAGAAAAACCCUCUUCUAGUCAGAUUUUGGCACCUGUUUCCAAAAGAAACAAGUUUUUUCCCUGUAAUACUAACCCUCUUGUGUUUUGCAAUGAAAGUAGAACACAGCUCUUGCCAAUUUUCCUUCCCUCCUUUGCUCUGUUGGGCUUUGUAGAUGCUGCAGGUAUGUCAAGACUGACAUGGAAGAAAUCUCUUGAUACUGAGACAGCUUUUCUGUGAACAUUUUGAUUUAUUGCAUCUGCUAUGGGAAAAAAAAAAAACCAACAAAACAAACCAAACCCAUCUCCAGGGUCCUGUCAUUUUAAACUGUGAUGUUGCACGUGUCUUCGCUCCAUUUCAUCACUCCGCAUGUUGUGUAUGAAAUUGCUGUAGUUAUUGUGUUUACAAGAUGACGCACGUUUGUCAUUGUUGGCAUUGUAGUAGUACCCGCAAAGCAGGCAGACAGAUUAAAUGCGGAGGGAAGGAGGAGAAAAAAGCACAAUCAUGCAAACCUGAACUUAGAAAUACAGUCAGCCCUCUUUUUUUUAUUUCUGAUUUUUUUUUUUUUUUUUUUUUUUUUUUUUUUCUUUGAGAGCAGAUUUAUUUGUGAUACCUCAUGAGCCAGCCUGUAAUUCAGUAACCAGGGAGUGAGACCUGUACCUCACUGACCUGCUACACUGGAUUAACAUAGGGGCGUUACUGCGUCCUGAAGACUAGUGACUAGUGUAGAUAGCAUUUCAGGUUUUAUUUUCCCCCUUCCGUUCAAUGAUAUCAUAUACAACUUUUUUUUUUUCCCUAAGGCUUUAUUAAUAGUGGUAUCACCAUACAGUAAGCAUGUGGUUUGAAACAAUCUCAGAAUUCCACUGCACCUCCUUUGUGGGUCGUGCUGGAAACAUGCCCGUAUGGAAGUACACAGCUAUGGAUGAGUUGAGCGCCCUCAGCUCAGAAAGCAUGGUCAGGUAGGACAACAAAAUUGUUAGUGCGUGCUUCUCGGGGCUCAGAAGAGCAGACAUUUUCCAUUUUAACCAGCAAAGCAAAAAUUAAAAUAAGCUCUAAAAGCUGGCAUCAGCCCUCAAAAAGAAAGAUAGUUCGCUAGGAAUUGUGAACAGUGUGAGGUACAAAAUACUCUUUUUUACAACAUAACGUCUCUCAUGUCAGGAUAUCUGAUACCAGCAAUAAACUGUCCCACUGGGAGCAUACCAGCACAGGGGCUCUGGUGGGCUCAGGAGCAUCUCUUGGCCACAUACACCUGCCUUUAGAGAUUUUUAAAACUCCUUUAUAGACAGAAAUACCGGUAGCCUUCAUUUUUCUUUACAAAAGGAUUUAAAUCUUUCUCCUGACUUUUGAAUGUACAGUGUUAAAUAUACUUCUCUGGAGAAGGGUGAACAAGACUGUGAUACAUGUAAAGGAAUGUUCCAAAUGUCAAAGUACCCGAAUACCCUGUGGGGUUCAGCUUUAUUGCAGUGCGUCCAAGCUGGAGGGGAAACGACUUUAACCCCAUUGUUCUAUUUUUUAAAGGAAUUAGAUCUAUGUUCCCUUUGUAAAUGGAAGAGAAUAUAAAUCUUUUUAUGAAGAAAAAAAAA